AUGGCUCCUCAACUCCAAUACAAGCUCUCGAGCCCCCCGUCCGACGCCAUCUCCUCCCUCAAAUUCGCGCCCAGUGCCCCUACACGAUUGCUGGUCUCUUCAUGGGAUAAGAAAGUCUACUUGUAUGAUGCAAAAGACCGAGAAGCAGGCGGAAAGCUGAUCGAGAAGUACGAGCACCGAGCCCCCGUACUCGAUGUGUGCUUCGGCGCCGACGAUGAUGAAGCCUUCAGUGCAGGGAUGGAUUGGCAGGUCAAGAAGAUAAAUCUUGAGACUGGCGAACAGACUGUGCUCAGUGCACAUGGUGCACCGGUCAGAUCUGUUGUAUACAGCAAGGAGCAUUUGUCCUGCAUGCCCAAUGACGAUGGCUAUGCGACCAGCAGUAUCGAGGGCAGAGUGGCCGUGGAGUGGUUCGACCCUUCAGCUGAAUCCCAAAACAGGAAAUACGCCUUCAAGUGCCACCGCCAGCCCGACCCCGAGGGAGACGGAACGGACAUUGUGUACCCAGUCAACGCGCUGGCUUUCCAUCCGGUCCAUGGCUCAUUUGCGUCAGGCGGUGGAGACGGCGUGGUCGCAUUGUGGGAUGCUGUGGCGAAGAGGAGAAUCAGACAGUAUCAGAAGUACCAGGCGAGCGUUGCUGCUCUGGCUUUCUCCAGCGAUGGUAAGUACUUGGCUGUCGGGGUGUGCCCUGGAUUUGAGAAUGGGCAGGAGGAUUACACGGGUGAAGGAAAGACUGAUGUCUAUAUCCGGGAACUGGGCGAGACUGAAGCGAAAGGAAAGGCGCCUAAGUGA
Messenger RNA from Drepanopeziza brunnea f. sp. 'multigermtubi' MB_m1, 789 nucleotides. Lineage: Eukaryota; Fungi; Ascomycota; Leotiomycetes; Helotiales; Drepanopezizaceae. The record is from RefSeq and is a predicted model, not a curated record.